This is a messenger RNA of Oncorhynchus masou masou (cherry salmon), 2185 nucleotides long. Its product is annotated as UI-like. Lineage: Eukaryota; Metazoa; Chordata; Actinopteri; Salmoniformes; Salmonidae. The transcript is spliced from 2 exons. The record is from RefSeq and is a predicted model, not a curated record. Bases 110 to 604 code for a protein of 164 amino acids. Gene Ontology annotation, molecular function: hormone activity. Gene Ontology annotation, cellular component: extracellular region.
AUCGCCAUUUAGCGGGACUUUUCGUACCAGGUUCUCCAUUGACACUUUUCUAGACUUUCUCAGCACCAGGAGGCGAUCAAGGCACCGUUUUGUUUGUCUGUUCAGCACUAUGAAGCCUAUCCCCCUGGUCCUGCUCCUUGCCACUGUUCUCCUCACCUCUCACAUCCCCCCCAGUGUUAGUCGACCACAGGACCUGGCAAUGUUCAACGGCCACGGCUACAAGAGUCAGCUGGACGAGGUGUUCCAGAAGCCUGGCGACGCAGUUUCCUACCUUAUCGGAGAAAAUAUACUGCGUUAUUUGCAGAGAAAUCCCCGGUUGCAAACAGGUUUCCCGCAACAGUUUCCCUUUGGGGUGACGCCCCUAGGCUCGAGGGGUCUUGGUUACCUGGAGCGCAGUUUGCCGCCCUUUGAGCAGCAGCGCGCACCUGAGGAGGUUAACAGCCUAGAAGACUUCGUGGAGUUGACCAAGAGAAACGACGAUCCGCCGAUCUCCAUCGACCUCACUUUCCACCUGCUGAGAAAUAUGAUCGAAAUGGCGCGGAUCGAGAGCCAGAAGGAGCAAGCAGAGUUGAACCGCAAGUAUCUAGAUGAAGUUGGAAAGUGAUACCAAGUGUAAUCUACGAGGGAGAAAAUAUCUCACGUAAAAAAAGCCCCUGGUACUCUCCCACGAAAUAGUUUCGAUUUUUCUUUGCAUUUAACCUUUGGUUUCUCUGUCAUUCCUCAUGCUUCAACCUGUGCGUAAAAGGAACUUAACCUCCUAUCCAAAAAGUAUUUCAAAAUCAACGGGCUACCAGUCUACCAAGACCACAGCUACAGUGUACUCAUAGUGGACGACUGGAAUACUAUUCUCUGAGAUAUGGCAUAGUGUGUGAAUACUUCGCAUUUCACAACUCUAUUCUCACCUUUGAAUGUCCAGAACAUUGUAGUAGGCCUAAAACAAUAAUAUUGUCAGAAUCAAAUCGGGUUAUAAAUUGCCCUAAUGUGGAAUAAGUGCAACAUGUUUAUUAGUCAAAGUAGGGAGCUAACUAAGAUUUGAUGUCAACAGUAGCAUAAAUGGUUACUACAAAGUUAAUAACAAUGACAGAUUGCCUAAUCAUUGAAGUUUCCAGAAAUAAAUAUAAAAAUGUUGACAAUCUCCAUAGCCCUAUAACACAUUACCAAAGAAAAAUGAUGCUGUGUAAAUUGUUAUUGGCUAUCCUCUUAUGAUCUUUAAUGGUCAGUUGUUUGAUGGCAGGUAGCUGAGUGGUUAAGUGGUCACUGGUUUGAAUCCCUGAGCCGACUAGGUGAACAAUCUGUCGAUGUGCCCUUGAGCAAGGCACUUAACCCUAAUUGCUCCUGUAAGUCGCUCAGAAUAAGAGAGUCUGCUAAAUGACUAAAAUGUAAAAUGUUGAUCACUACUAUAUUUACAUUAUGCCACAUAUUUUGUUUAUGGUUAUUAUCAAUUUGCCCUUGUUUUGUUAGCUCACUUGGCAGACAGCCAUCCAGCCAGUAGAAGAAGCCUUUUCACAUUAAUCCAGGUAUGGCAGCGUUUCCCAAACUCGGUCCUGGGGAUCCCAAGGGGUGUGCAUUUUAGUUUUUGCCCUGCACUACAAAGCUGAUUCAAAUGAUCAAAGCUUGAUGAUGAGUUCAUUAUUUAAAUCAGCUGUGUGGUGUUAGGGCAAAAACCAAACCGUGCAACCCUUGGGAUAAGUUUGGGAAAUGCUGAGGUAUGGGGUCUGCCAGUGCCCAAGCCUUUUUGUGAUACAACUAAUAUCCAAUUUUAUCUGGGACUAGGUGAACAUAUCCUACGCUUUACACCCCCCCCCCCCCCCACACACUAUUCUUAUUAUAUGUUCGUCUGAGUGAACUGUCCUCUGUAGUACAGCAUGCUUACCUUAAAGAACAAAAAAAGAAAAUGCUUAAUUUUAUGUAGACUGCUUUGACAAACCCUAAUCAUCUGGACAUAUCUUAUGAUCCCAUGGUUUAGCAGUAAAGAAAAGCUUUUUUGCCAUUUAUAUUUUGUAAUAAAAAAGUUCUGAAAAAAUGAUAUUGACUCUGUCAUAGUCUCUUACGGUAGUGAAUGUAGUAAAGGAAACUAUUCUGCUGACUUGUAAGACGUUAUAGUCAUGCUGCUGAGGUUUCUCUUGCCCAUUCAAAUACAAAACCUGUGUAGUAAACUCUGGCUGAACACUCAUUGCAAAACCUC